Messenger RNA from Ochotona curzoniae (black-lipped pika), 3752 nucleotides. It is a transcript of the gene RHOU, whose product is annotated as ras homolog family member U. Gene Ontology annotation, molecular function: GTPase activity; GTP binding. The transcript is spliced from 3 exons. The coding region runs from base 253 to 1029 and encodes 258 amino acids. The record is from RefSeq and is a predicted model, not a curated record. NCBI's taxonomy places the organism in Eukaryota, Metazoa, Chordata, Mammalia, Lagomorpha, Ochotonidae. Gene Ontology annotation, biological process: small GTPase-mediated signal transduction.
CACGGCGCUCGGGUCCGCAGUGCACCGAUCGCGCGGGACCGAGCCGGCUGGCACCCCCGGAGCGCGGAGCCGCAACCCUCCCCGGCUGCCUUUGUCUGAGAGCCGCGGGGCCAGGAAGCGCCGCUCUCCGGAGCCGGGGACGCGGCCGCCGCAGACGGUGACAGCUCCACCCUCCCUCGGCCCUCCCGGGCGGAGGGGCGACCGGGCCGGGCCCCUGAUCGCCCGCGCCUGCAAGUCUGUGCACGAGGACCGAUGCCCCCGCAGCAGGGGGACCCCGCGUUCUCCGGCCGCUGCGAGGCGCCGCCCGUGCCGCCCCGCCGGGAGCGCGGGGGACGCGGGGCGCGCGGAGUCGGGGCGCCGGGGGGCCGGGGGCGCGCGGCCGGCGCGGAGGGGCGCGGCGUCAAGUGCGUGCUGGUCGGCGACGGCGCGGUGGGCAAAACCAGCCUGGUGGUGAGCUACACCACCAACGGCUACCCCACCGAGUACAUCCCCACCGCCUUCGACAACUUCUCGGCUGUGGUGUCCGUGGAUGGGCGACCUGUGAGACUCCAGCUCUGUGACACCGCUGGUCAGGAUGAGUUUGACAAGCUGAGGCCUCUGUGCUACACCAACACAGACAUCUUCCUGCUGUGCUUCAGUGUUGUGAGCCCCUCGUCCUUCCAAAACGUCAGUGAGAAAUGGGUGCCAGAGAUCCGCUGCCACUGUCCCAAAGCCCCCAUCAUUCUAGUCGGAACACAGUCGGACCUCAGAGAAGAUGUCAAAGUCCUCAUUGAGCUGGACAAGUGCAAGGAGAAGCCAGUGCCGGAGGAGGCAGCUAAGCUGUGUGCCGAGGAAAUCAAAGCCGCCUCCUACAUUGAGUGCUCCGCUUUGACUCAGAAAAACCUCAAAGAGGUAUUUGACGCGGCCAUUGUUGCUGGGAUUCAGUACUCAGACUCGCAGCAGCAGCCAAAGAAGUCUAAAAGUAGGACUCCGGACAAAGUGAAAAACCUUUCCAAGUCCUGGUGGAAGAAGUACUGCUGCUUUGUAUGAUGCCGCCAGACACCCAGAAAGGCUAUUUUCAGAUGAAAUCCACAUUAGAAGCUAUAUUAGCUGAAAUAACUCAUACUGUGUAGAACCAGGAGAGAAUGAGAGAAAGAGAGAGAGAAGUGUGUGUGUGUGUGUGUGUGUGUGUGUGUGUGUGUGUGUGUGUGUUCUCAGAGUUCUCAAUUUAUGUCUUCUUCCUUGCCUUUACUUUUCCCGUUCGCUUGAACUUAGGGGAUGACACACUUAUGCAAGAUGUUUUUGAAGUAAGUUAAGACUUUUUCAUAACUCUGGAAUUUAGUGCUUUAGAACUCUGGAUUAAUUUAUAUAUAAUAUGAAAAAGGCACCUCAGAAGUGUAUGUCACUAGAAUGUCUAGAACAGCAAAGGUGGGGUUGUCUGGCUAACCCUCUGUUAAUUAAGGGCUACUUAAUGUACAGAGCAUUGCGCACAUGGAUCAGCCAUACUAAUUACAGCUGGUAACUUUGAAACACUAUACAAACCAUAUCUUUUCCUUUGAGAACAAAAGUAGGAGGAAAAAAAAGCAUGAGACCUCUGCCUGACAAAAUCUUAGUCACUUCUGUCAUUUCAUAAUAUCCAGUUCCUUAAGAUUUAAAAACAAGCAACAAAAACAUCCUACUGUGUAGACCAAAAAGGAGACAUGUCCAUUGUUGUUUUUUUCUCCUGAAUCCAGCUUGUGCUGCUAUUGUGUGAACAUAAUCAAAAUUAGGCACAGUGUGGAGGAAAGCUAGUGGGGUCCCAUAUUUCCUUUAGUGGAGAUCGGAAUGUGUUGUUUGCUUUCACCACUGCAACAGGUGCAGCGAGCUGCCUAACUCCCAGGUGACUCAAGCACUGAGGUCCAUCUGUUGGGAGUAUCUAAAACUUUGUUACAUUGUGCCAGAAAGUGAGCAUCCUUGAAAGACCAGUAGCAAGUAUUUCUGGGACAUGGGCAUCUUCUUUGUUAUGUCAGACAGAAUGUGCUUUCAACACACACACACACACACACAGGCAUGGAUGUGUGCAAGUCUAUGCUGCUGAUGCAGCUCACAAAUAAGAACAGGAAAUAAGCUGGGAAGAGUGUAGCCGUAGAACAGAUAUUAAGCAGCUCGGUUUCUUCUUGCUAAACAUUUUUAUUAUACCGUAGAUAUGAUUUUAAGUACAUCUGAAUUUACAUAUUUUUGAGGCCAUUUUAAUAAGUACAAUGAACAUCUCUUGAAUCCUGCUAGACCAGCCAAUUCGGUUUGUUGGUGGCUCUCAGGGCAGUGCCAGCAGAGAAUGCUGGGUGCCAAGAGGCUGACCACAUACACACCUUGACCAUGACCCCCACUUUGAAGAGCCUUUUUACUGUGGACAGUCAGAAAACUGUGACUACAAAUCAUUCCUGAAGGUAGAAGGUUUUAGGGCUGGAUCAUGAGGACAAAAGAGUGGGUGAUCUUAUCGAGGACUGCUUCUGAGUUGCCACAAGGUAAUCAGAGUAAGUUACAAUGUCAGGAUUGCUGGGAGCACAGCAGAAUCGCCAAAGUCAUUGCCAUAACUCGCUAAGAAAAUCUCAGUAGAGCCAGUGGGUAGAAGAGCUUUUAAUCUCUGUGCUUUUGUGUUGCCUUUUCUUUAAUAUUUAAAAAAAAAUCAAGUUGUGAUUUUCAAUAGAAAAAAAUGAACAAUCAUCUAGAUUAGGGGUUUCUUUUAUUUCUGUUAGUAAAUGAAACAACUUUAUUUUAAAAAAGGUUAGCCUUCAAACCAUCAAAAUACAGUUUGCUAGUGAUUUUCCGGCACAUUGAAGUAUAUACCAUGAUUUCAUGAAGCAUUUAGUUAUGCCCUGAGUGAACAGAAUUACUCAACUUGCAGUGCCUGGUUUGUCUAUGUGUGGAAAGCUAAGCUUCCUACCCAGGCUGUGGGCAGAAGUGAGGGAGGAGGGAAUGACUUCUCCUAAAACUAAGUAAAUCCUAAAUAUUGUAUCAAAGGUUGAUGUCCUGGAGUACAAGGCAAAUUCACUUUUGAAGGUCAGACACAAAAUUUGAAAGCAGUUGUACGUAUGGUGAAGGGGGCCACACUCGGUCCUCCCAGGGCAGGCUGGUUGGCCACCUCUGCCUUUAGGCCACAGGUGGGCAAUAGUGAGGGACACUAUUCUGAAAGCUUUACUCAAGCAACUUUCUUAUAUAUCCUGGUCCAUUAGUGCUAAAAAAUCCAGAGGGGUUAGCAUUAAAUACAACUAUUGUUCACCGCGUUGCUCCGAUUUUUAGAAUAGCAAAGGUACUUGAGCUUUCCCUUCUGGUUUUGUUUGUUAACUUCCAUAUGGGGAUUGGAGCCGAACAUCUAUGAAGUGUGUGCUUGAGUUAAAUAUGAACUUGGCUUACCUCAAAGCUCAAAACCUGUUCAACUUGCGGCUUGUUACUGCAGAAACUGUUGUGUGAAAGAAUUGUUCUUUGGAGAAUACCAUCUCAGCUUAACUCGAUGGUCAAUGUCAUAACUGAAAAAGCUGUUAUCUCCUUUCACCAUGUAUGUAGAAGUGCAUCUCUUAGCCUUGCUGUCUGCCUGAUAGGCCUGAGAGCCUUUGCCCAGGUAAUACACAAGCCAAAAUGAGGACAGCCUUCUCUCCAGACUCUUGUAACCUGGUGGCCUUACCAAGUUGUACUUUGUUUUUUAAACUUACAUAAUGUUGCGCAAAAUGUUGUACUUCAAAUGCUAUAAUGUUAUAAAUGAAGUGAUAUGAAAUAAAUUCUCACUGAUGGCUGUA